AUGUGGUGGAUUUUUAUUUUUGUUCUUGCGGUGACCAGUGGAAAUGCACUACGAUUAGCAGCUUAUAUAUCAGCAGGUGGUCUCCAUGGUGAAAUACGCUUUGAGAAAGUAUCUGAGGAUACUGUUAAAAUUCGUACGGCUUUGCACGCUACUCUUCAGUAUCCAGAUCAGCAAUGGCUUUGGUCGGUGACUAGAUUCCCGGUGGAUUACUCCAAAAUCGAGGACCGCUGCUCGGAACAACAUCUGGGCGAGUCAUUAAUUGACCUGACAGAACUGGUGGGUCCGUUGACAAUCCCAGGAAACGAGUCAAUCAUCGUAGAAGUUCCAAACAUCAGCCUAACUGGAGAAAAAGGUCUUUGGAGCAAAGGAUUAAUAUUGAGAGACACUUACUCUCCUCGUACUAUUUGCACCUCAAUAAAUGUCCUGGAAACAAAUGCGGAAAAAAAUGCAGAGGCCCGGUUCCAAGGCCCCGUCGCAGGCUCAGUCUGGUUCAGGUGGCUGGGAGGAGACUCUAUUACAGACACAAUUAUAUACACCGAUCUCCAUCACACGUCGGAAAACAAAGCUCAGAGCGGCUUUACCGAGCAUCAUUGGAAAAUUUACGUCACUGAUAUCUUCGACUCAGAAAAAGAAAAAAACGACUGCAACAUCCUGCAGACUGUUUUUGAUCCUGAUGAUCUUGGUGAGGGAAAAGCUAUUGGAGAUAUUGACGCUCGCCUGGGAAAAAUAAAAGUCGCAACAGACACAAACAAAAAGUCCAAGGCUGCUUACAAAGAUCCAGUGAUUUCUUUGCUGCCAGCUGAUAUUCUUGGGUCUCAUCGCUCGCUUUAUUUGGUCAUUUUUCAUCCAACUCACAGCGAUUCGUUCCAUCCAACCUGGGUGAACGUUUCUUUGUCUCCAAUAAACGACUUAGAAACAAGACUGAGGUAUGAAACAAAAACAGCAGCUUACAAAAUUCACGAGCUGCCUCGUGAGCCUCUGGUGAGGACCAGAAACUCGGAACAAGAGUGUCUGAGUACCAAGGCAAUGUACAAUCCGUCGAACGUCGACGACAAAACCAUUCCCCCAGCUGGUCUGGGCACUCAGGACCAGUACGCUAUUGGAGACUUGUCUGGAAAGCUGCAAGGCAGGAAGGAAGGUUCUCAUCACAAUGAUAUUCUUCCUGGUAGCGCUAAACUCAGCGGAGCUUACUGGGAUACUUUUUUACCUCUGACUGGAGUUUAUAGUAUUUUGCAUAGAUCUCUAGUUUUGUACAAAUAUAAUGAGACUGAUAAUAAAGGUAUCAUUCCUUGGGUUUGUGGUACUGUAUUACAGCAUAUUUCUCAAACAGCUGGACAGAUGCCAAUGCUUACUGCUCAAGCUGUCUUUAGAUAUCCAAUUGUUGGUAAAAUAAUAUUUCGACAGCCUUUAAAUGAACCGGAGAUGGACACAACUAUUAUUAUUGAAAAUUUAAUUCAUUCUGAUGGACGUGCGCUUAAUAAUUCUGAUGAUCAUAGAUGGAUGAUACAUGAUCACCCUCCAGGCAGUGAUUAUUACAACUGGACCGCAAGAUGUCUCAGUGCAGGAAGUCCUUACAAUCCUCACAAAAUAGAGUUGGAUCCAAAGCAUCCCGAGCGGUGUUCAAUGAAUGAAAUUACUCUGUGCCGAUUGGGAGAUUUGACAAGACACGGAAUGCUUAAUAUUGCCGGGAGGAAGCUAGAUGGACCUCGAAUAACUCGGAAACUCUUUACAGAUUCGUCGUUGCCUCUAUCGGGGUCACAUAGCAUUUUAGGAAAAAGUUUGGUGAUCUACGAUGACCAUGGACCAGUUGCUCGUGGGGAGAGACUUGCUUGUACCAUGAUAAGUCGGGUGUAUAGAAGAAAAGCAGUAGUCAAAGAUUGGUUUGAUAAUGGCGUAGUAACAAAUGUAAAAGGCAAAUUGGAAUUUAUUCAACAAUCCGAGUACGACGUAACUGACGUAGAAGUGAUGCUAGAAGGAUUAGACGGACAAGUUAGUAGUUACCAAAUCCACAUGACUCCUAUUGAAAUGGACCUGGAGUUUCCUUGCGAAGCAACUUCUCUGUACGGCGUUUUCAAUCCGCUAAAUCUCAACAAGUCCAGCUUACCUGGAGAAGGAACGGUGGAUCAGUACAAGCUAGGCGACUUGAGCGGCAAGUUCGGAACACUUGACAAUAGAAAAAGAUACUCGACAACUUUCAAUGAUACCUUGCUUCCGUUAUUUGGGUAUGAAGGGAUCAUUGGAAGGAGCUUGGUGAUUCAUAAAAAGAAAAGAGAUCUCAGGUGGGCUUGCUCGUCUAUCGAGAGAGGAUACGCGCCCUUAGAAGCCAGAGAACUUCGGGCGAUAGCUUCGUUUCAUAAUCCUCAAGGUUUUGCUUAUGGUUAUAUCAGAAUGACGCAGUUGAUCUACAAAGAUAAAAGCCAGAGCGAAACAAUUAUUGAAGUCAAUCUUCGACAUCCAGGAGAACGUGAUAGAAAUAUAACUCGAAAUCACAAUUGGGCAAUUUACGUCAAUCCAGUUAGCUCCGAUAACGUCGUUCAAGUCAAGGACACUAGAUGCGUCGCUGCAGGAUACGUUUGGAAUCCUUAUUUCACUCAAUUAGCUGAUCCACUUAAUGAAGAACUUUAUAAACAAGAAUGUGGACCUGACCAACCACUUCGUUGUCACGUUGGUGAUCUCUCAGCUCGUCUAGGGCCAAUUGACAUUGGUCUUGAGCGUAAAAUAUUUAUAGACCAGAAUUUUCCUCUAGAAGGAACUGUUUCAGCUAUAGGAAAAUCGAUUAAGCUGCCGCAGUAG
This is a messenger RNA of Cotesia congregata, 2793 nucleotides long. The record is from the annotation of a GenBank genome assembly. NCBI's taxonomy places the organism in Eukaryota, Metazoa, Arthropoda, Insecta, Hymenoptera, Braconidae.